Molecule: messenger RNA, 969 nt
Organism: Trichoderma harzianum CBS 226.95
Lineage: Eukaryota; Fungi; Ascomycota; Sordariomycetes; Hypocreales; Hypocreaceae
Exons: 1
Coding region: 1-969 (322 amino acids)
Source: RefSeq, a predicted model, not a curated record
AUGCAGUCAUAUUUUGGGGAGCUGAUGGCUUCUCAAGCCUCUCUAUCAACUCGCUGGAAUAGAUACUGCGAGAACCUUUACAUCAAACCAUCUCGAGGCCCGACUACACAACGUGUGGGCAUGGCCACUCGAGUCGUCAAACCUUCCAGUGCGAACAACAGCCCCCGAUCGUCCGCUGCAAAGUCAAGGAGACGCACAAUUGUAAACGACUCUCAGACUUCUCAAACAGCGAGAAGGCAACAGCAAGUCCUAGACUACCUCUCGGGUUCUCAGCCAGUCCCUUCAGGAAGCCAACGACGGCCUGUCAGCUGGCAUCCAUCGAUGCAUAUGCAAUCACCUCAAGAUGAAUACCUACAAACUCCCUCCUUUGACUGGCUACCUUCGACCAUGCAACAUGCCCAGUACACCAACUACCAUUCGGCAUCUCAGCCAUCCCCGCCAAUGGUUUCUUACUCAAACAACACUUCACCAUCACCAACUUUCUCUCCGCCUUCACCCACUUAUAUGGGUACCGAGGCUAUGACCACUCGACCAGUCGAUGAGUGGCAGUUGGCAGCAUGCUAUCCCAAUAUGAGCGAUGAUCGAUUUGCAAUGUCGACAUUGAACAGUGCUGUUGAUGCAUACAGCCUUGGAUACAUCGACACUACUCCACCUACGCCUUCCUCCUACAUGCCUACCCAGCCAUUACAGCCAACUCUUCCUGAAGCAGCCAUCCAAGUGCUGGACGAGCCAGAAGAGGAGGGAGAAAUUCUUAUUGGCAUGGGGCUUUACGAUACUCCCGGUAAAUAUGAAGAGGACCCACACCUGAACAACUACCGGUCUACUGUAUCGUCUCUCCUCGGAUCCUCAGUCCGACCUCGGGAGCCUACUGGCAAGGGCCUGAAACUGGAGGAGACUUGGGAGCCCCCAAAAUCUGAUAAUGAGGAGGAGGAUGAAGAGGAGGAAGAGGAAGAUGAAGAGGAUAAUUAA